Messenger RNA from Rhododendron vialii, 1302 nucleotides. RefSeq lists its product as uncharacterized. The transcript is spliced from 2 exons. Lineage: Eukaryota; Viridiplantae; Streptophyta; Magnoliopsida; Ericales; Ericaceae. The record is from RefSeq and is a predicted model, not a curated record. Bases 1 to 1302 code for a protein of 433 amino acids.
AUGAGGGUAGAUUACCAAGUCAGCCAGUGGCCAACCCACGAGGGAUGCACCAAUAUUGACAAUUCGCAAGGGCAUGAACAAGCGAAAUUAGUUGUCACCCUCAGAAAUGGGAGAGAUGUAGAGACCCGACCGGAGGAGGUCAAAGCGAAUGAGAAAGUGUCUCCACCUGUCGCUGAGAGGUCUAGGGUUGAUAAGAGGUCUAAGGAGAAGGAGACCGAUCUAGUGUCUACAGUUGUUCCGGGGUCAUCUGAGACCCCAUCUUAUAUUCUUAAGGCACCUUUCCCGAUUUGCCUGAAUGCAUCUUCACCCUUUCGCAAGAAGGGAGUAUCCACUGAUAAUAUCAUGGAGGUGUUCAAGCAAGUUAAGAUGAACAUCCCAUUGCUCGAUGCCAUUGAGCAAAUCCCAUCUUAUGCCAAGUUCUUCAAGGACUUGUGCACUCACAAGCGGAAGGCUCGAGCCAAGUUUUUAGAGCCCAUCCCCAUUCCUCACCAAGUUAGCUCUGUUCUUCAAUCUAACACUGACCCCAAGCUUGCUGAUCCUGGUGUGCCCACAAUCUCUUUUGUCAUAGGCAAUCACUUUAUUAGUAGGGCACUCUUAGAUUUAGGGGCAAGUGUCAAUCUUUUACCAUACUCUGUGUACGAGGAGUUGGGGCUUGGUGAGUUAAAGCCCACAUCGGUUACUCUGCAGUUAGCCGAUCGUUCUGUGAAAGCCCCAUGGGGCAUGUUAGAGGAUGUCCUCGUCAAGGUGAAUAAUUUCUACUUUCCUGUUGAUUUCAUUGUCCUUGACACAGAGCCAGUCCACCCCACAGCCCUUAAAUCUCAAACGCUUGUCAUAUUGGGUCGUCCCUUUCUAGCCACGGCCAAUGCACAGAUUUCUGUGAGGAGUGGAGUGAUGGAGGUAUCAUUCGGCAAUAUGAAACUGAGUUUGAAUAUGUAUUCGGCCGCUCGACAGCCUCACGAGGAGGAAGAUUGCUUUGCAGUCGAUGUCGUUCAUGAGUUAGUAGAAGAGGCGUUUGAUCCUCUUGAGGCAUGUCUUGCCCAUUUUGGCUAUGAGGAGUUUGAUAUUGACCAAUCCAUUGUUGAGGUCAAUUCUUUGUUAGACCUUGCACCUUGUAUGACCAAACCUACCUGGCGAACUCCUUUCGAGCCUUUACCUGUUUUGUCUAGCACUCCAGCUCUUCCCUCCAUAGAAGCCCCAGCGAAGCUUGAGUUGAAGUCUCUCCCGGCUUCUCUGAAGUAUGUUUUUCUUGGCUCUGAUGACACCUUGCCCGUGAUCAUUGCCUCUGACCUUUCUUCUGAGUAA